UUCGAUGAUUCAAGCAACUUCUUAAUCUACACUACAUUAUUGGGCGUCAAGAUCGUCAACCUUGUGACAAAUCGCGCUGUUCGCCAUCUUGGGAGUCCCGAAAAUCUGAGAUUUGUCCAACUAGCGCUCAUUCCUCCGCAUGCUAGCAUCUCUAAUCUGGCAGCGGCAGGGUUCGAUGCUAGCUCCUCACUGGCUAAUGCAGUGCCCAGCCUUGAGAUGGUCGCUGCUAUGGUGGCCGGAACAGCUGUCGGUGCAACUUCAGAGAGUACAUCGUCAGGCAGCGGUGGCACCAGUGCCGAUGGAAUUUGCGAGGCGGACGAAGACCCAAUGAAGACGCCGACGAUUACGAUCGAUCCUGUUUUGGUGUGUUCGGCUUUUAAGAAGAAUCGCAUCUAUCUAUUCACAAACCGAGAACCACAUGAUAUCAAAGCAGAGUAUGUUAUCUCUCUUAAAUGA
Molecule: messenger RNA, 456 nt
Organism: Protopolystoma xenopodis
Lineage: Eukaryota; Metazoa; Platyhelminthes; Monogenea; Polystomatidea; Polystomatidae
Source: the annotation of a GenBank genome assembly